UUACCAUACAUCCGUCAGCCCUCAAUUCAGCGAGACAUUUUGUUCUUCUUAUGUUAAUAAUUUUUACAGUGUUAUAUCUGGUAUUUCAAAAAGAACAGAAAUAAAAUAUACAUAAUGAACAAUAAAUUUCUGUUGGCGGCGGUGGCGCUUGUUGUGCUUACAUUUACCCUCGAAGUCGCCGGAAAAAGAGGAAAAUAUGGACUUGUGAAUUGUAAAAAAUCGUGCGUGAAGAGGAACUGCACCACGUCUAGCAAACCAGCAUGCAAAUUUGAGUGUUUACGUGAUUGUGCCAGCAAGGCGUUAGUAGACCACACUGAAGACGAGGGGAGAAUUUGGGUUGGCGAAGAGGGUUCUAAGCAUAUGUGUAAACGUACAUGCAAGAAACAAUGCGCGAAAAAACCACCAAUGUGCAAGCACCGAUGUAUGGCAAACUGCACCCACCACCGGCACGGCAACAGUUCGGUGAUCGCACCAGUCAAUCGAAGGAAGUUGGACAACAAAAUGAAUAAAAUGAAAGGAGGACUGAGAGUCCCAUUCUUUUGCGUCAGAGAGUGCAAGCCUAACUGUAAUGAAACUAUUCAGUGCACAGGAAACUGCCUAAAGCGAUGUGAUCACGACGGUGCAGCGAGAAUUCACAAGUGUAAAAAGCGCUGUAAAUCUGGAUUAGAAUGCUCGUUUCCCGCCUGCACCGAAUGCAAAGUAGCAUGUCUCAACAAGGUUAGCGAAUGUUGGAGAGCAAGAUGCGACCAUCUUUGUCAUCCUGACAUGGAGAUUGACGUGAAUAUUGAAGAUGCAGAUUUGCCUGUGAAACGCAAAGCAAAUAAACAUCGUUACAAACCAGCAAAAGCUUGCAAGGUCUGUCGUGCUGAAUGCGAUAGAGAUGGAGGAAUUGAGGUCGAUUCAUCGAAAGAAAUCGACCAUUGAAAUAUUGAACACUUCCAACGAAAUGUAUAGUUUUUGUUUCUGGAAAAAAAUUGUUCAAAAAUAUUGUGAUUCAUAUAAUUGAUAAAAUAUACCUUAUCAGUUGAGCGCUCCAUUAUUGAAUUUUUUUUCUGUUUAUAUAACCCACCACUGGAAUAUACUCUUAAUGUAGCUUAUCGAUUCUUUUUAAAAAAUGUGACACGUUUAUAAUCUAAUUCAUUUAUGAUCGGAUAAACGGAUUAGGUUUUAUUUUAUGUAAGAUUAUCAACUUGAUGUUAAAGUUACCCAUUUUCAUUUUUUUGAAAACACUAUGUUUUCAAGGUCUACUCCACGCAUACAGUAUAAUUUCGUGAACAACUUAUUGUAUAUUAAAUAAUUCUUCAUUACAAUAUCUUUUAUGAUUUUUUCGAAUAAAAAUUGAUACUAAUUGUUGAAAUGUAACACAAAAAUGUAAGUACUUCUACAAUUUUUUAGGCCAGCGCCAGGAAUAAUUGGGCAUUACAUUAGAUUUUUCUGCAUAUGAUAUUAAGCAAGAUUUAAAUUCAAGAGUCUAUGAUUGAUGAUGGAUCAUAUAAUUACGCCAUAAAGCAUAUAUCAAGAAGAUAUAAUUUGUCAUCCACUCAUCCAAAUAAAUAUCUAGACAUGAAAUCAACAUUAUAUAUCACCGACUCAUAGAUGUCAAAAUAA
Messenger RNA from Styela clava, 1608 nucleotides. RefSeq lists its product as uncharacterized. The record is from RefSeq and is a predicted model, not a curated record. Lineage: Eukaryota; Metazoa; Chordata; Ascidiacea; Stolidobranchia; Styelidae.